Lactuca sativa (garden lettuce) is the source of this 495-nucleotide messenger RNA. RefSeq lists its product as uncharacterized. Lineage: Eukaryota; Viridiplantae; Streptophyta; Magnoliopsida; Asterales; Asteraceae. The record is from RefSeq and is a predicted model, not a curated record.
AUGGUUGCACCAGGAGAUGAUUCCCAACCCAAUGAAAACCCCAAACAGUUCUUUCACCCUGCUUUUGCUGUAACAAACAUAAAAAAUGCUAUACCUAUAAUUCUUGAUCAAUCUGAUGAUCGCUUUGCAUCAUGGGUUGAAUUCUUCAGCAUUGUUGCUUGCGCUAAUGACAUUCUUGAUCACAUAAGUACAGAAGCUCCUCAAUCUCCUUCCGUUGACGAUACCACAUGGAACCGACUGGACACCCUCAUCAAACUGUGGAUUUACUCUACUAUAACUCUGGAAGUACUUAAAGUGAUCAUGCUACCAGGAGCCACCACACAACAACUAUGGGACCGUUUGCAGGAAAUUUUUCAAGAUAAUAGGGCAACGAGAACUCUCUCCGACCAACUUGCAAAUGUCGAUAACCCUGUAUCUGAAAUGAAAAUGAUGUUACAGUUGGUCUCCGGCUUGACCCGUGGCGAGUUUGACACCAUUGCUGCCUUGAUUCAAUAG